UUGUAAGCAGUAUCAAAACUCAUAAUUACACAGGACAUUCUUGUUAGUUUUAUUUCUUUUUUUAAAUCGUCUGUGAUACACAUCUAUAAGUAAAAGUUCGCGAUGAUUUGGGACUUCUUUACAUUUAUACGUGGUGCCAGUGAGUUUAGUGCCACCGCUUUGCUGAUGCUCUUUGGUUGCAUGGGUGAUUCGAUGAACCAGGGUGACGGGAACAAAAGUUUGGUGGCCAGUGUUCACUACGGACUGGCUGUGAUGGUGGUGAUGCACGUGUUUGGCUUCGUUUCGGGAGCCCAUGCAAAUCCCUGCAUCUCGAUCUCGUGCUACUUCAUGGGCUAUAUAGCCUCGGAUUUGAUGAUGAUGUAUGUGGUCUGUCAGAUGGCUGGUGGAUUUGCUGGCUACUUCCUUCUGCUCCAACUGUUACCCAAAGAAGUGGUGGAUGCCAGCAAGCCGGCCGUUUGUCUGGUGGAACCGAUGGCCAGUCUGACCACCAACCAGAUUAUCAGCAUCGAGUGCCUGCUGACCGCGGUCUUCGUGCUCGGAUGGUGUGCCCUGUGGGAUGUGCGAAAUGGACGAUUCCUGGACUCGGUCACCGUUCGAAUGGGUCUCCUCGUGAUCGCCUGCAGUUUUGCAGGGGGCCAAUUAACUGGAGCCUCAAUGAACCCAGCCAAGACUCUAGUGCCUGCCAUCUUUCAAGGCAACCCGGACUCUGUUGUAAUGCAGCUAACUGGCCAGAUCUUGGCCGCCAUCAUGGUCCCCUUUAUCUGGAAUAACGCGUUUACGCCACGUUAUAGGCCCCUGGAAAUACCCAUUUGCACAGGUCUUAACUAGGGCUCUAAACCCCGUGUAUACGAGUAUGUGACAAUAAA
Messenger RNA from Drosophila subpulchrella, 866 nucleotides. RefSeq names its product aquaporin-2. Gene Ontology annotation, biological process: transmembrane transport. Gene Ontology annotation, molecular function: water channel activity. The coding region runs from base 103 to 828 and encodes 241 amino acids. NCBI's taxonomy places the organism in Eukaryota, Metazoa, Arthropoda, Insecta, Diptera, Drosophilidae. Gene Ontology annotation, cellular component: plasma membrane. The transcript is spliced from 3 exons. The record is from RefSeq and is a predicted model, not a curated record.